Molecule: messenger RNA, 3618 nt
Organism: Schistocerca gregaria
Lineage: Eukaryota; Metazoa; Arthropoda; Insecta; Orthoptera; Acrididae
Product: oligodendrocyte transcription factor 1-like
Exons: 2
Coding region: 722-1738 (338 amino acids)
Molecular function (GO): protein dimerization activity
Source: RefSeq, a predicted model, not a curated record
GCGGUAGGCGCCGCGGGAACGUUGCGCGCUGGCCGGUCUACGCGAGGGCGUGACUCAGGACGCGUCGUGUCAAACUUCGGUGAACAGGCACCAACAACGAGCGCGGCAGUGCAGACUUUGACGCAUGGCCAAGACACAAACAUUUCCGUCGCUCUUUUUACUGAUUUCAGUAUCGGUCUUAUGAGUAACUAAAGCCGCGUAGUAUUCUGCGUGUGAAUAACAAUGACGCGUAAAGUAUUGAAAAUUAUCGAGAAAAUACAUAUGUACAUAUGGUGAACUACCACAAAAAUUAUUCUGAUCGCGUCUCAGAGCCAGAUAUAGGUUUGCACCGAUAUUUCCCCGCACACGUUCCGCCAGCACGCUUUAUUGACAAAUGUAACAGCAACAGGUGUGAAAAUUAUUGAAGACUUCCUAUCGUCCUGAAGUGUCGAAGACAUUGAUUGCCCAUACAUUCAUAGCUCGACCGUGAGACUUAAUUUUCAUUGAUUUGUUUAUUUGUAUUGUGCAAGACAUCCCUGGCUGAAUCGACGUGGCGAAUGUCCAAGAGAGGAGUGCAGUAUUUUCCCGACGCAGUUCCAGCUUUCACACAGAUAACAGGAUAAGGAACAAUGAACACAAGAGGUGAUGUCGAGAUCGCAACAGGGUUUACUGCAUGUAUUAGAGGCUCUUCCCAGUGACGAAAGCGUCCCGGUCGUUGAACGUAGCAAGAAGUGUCGGGGCCAUGCCUCCGGCUGCCACUCCCAGGGGAAUGGACGACUUACUGCAGGUGAACACGUUGCCGAGUCUGGACUCGAAUAACAACGCGGCCAGCAGCAGCGGCUGCAGCGCCGGGGGCGCGGUGGGCAGCGAGACGGGGGACUCCAAGCACAGCUCGCAGGACUCCGCCGGCGCCGCAGAGCCCAGGGACCCCGACGUCGUCACCAUCAAGUACUCGCUGCGGCCGCGCUCGUUGCAGAAGCGCCGCCUCAUCGUCGACGACGACGACGCCGACGACUUCGGCCGCUCGUGCAGCGGCGACGGCUCGACGGACGCGGCGUCGCCCGCGUCGGAGGACAGCGGUGGCGGGGGCGGCGGCGGCGGCCGCGGCAGGGGCGGCGGGGGCGGCAGGAGGGCCAAGCGGAAGCCGCCACCGCUCAGCAGGUACCGCCGCAGGACGGCCAACGCCAGGGAGCGCGAGCGCAUGCGCGAGAUCAACGCCGCGUUCGAGGCUCUGCGGCGAGCCGUGCCGCCCCACGCCGCCGCCUACCGCGCCGAAGACGCCGCCUCCGGCUUCUACACGGGCUCCGACGACGGCUCGGAGCACCAGCAGCGCUCCGGCGAGAAGGUCACCAAGAUCGCCACGCUGCGCCUCGCCAUGAGCUACAUCGCCGAGCUGACGCGCUCGCUGGAGGCGGUGUCGGCGUCGUCGCCGGCAGCGGCGCCGCCCCUGGAGGAGAGGCCGGAGCUGGCCGCGCAGGCGGCGCCGCUGCCGCCGGUGUCGACGCUGUGCCGCCCGCAGACGCUGCUGCUGCCGCCGCCCGCCGCUCCCGCCGCCUCCGCCACCGCCGCCGCCGCCUCCGCCUCGGCGGCCUUCCUGUCGUGCCUGACGCCGCCGCUGUCGCUGACGCCCUGCUCGUCGUCUGCACUGCCGGAACUGUGCGACGCGCUGACGCCCCCGGACCUGUGCGCCGGCCUCACCGUCGACCUGGCGCUCACGCCGCCCCCGGGACUGGACGAGCAUUGCUUAGCGCCCCACUGACCGCCCCCUUCACACUAGCAGCGUACAAGUGCACUUACCGAGUUACGCGACCCAUCUCGUCCGUCACACUUUCUUAGCGAACACUGCCAGCACCUAACUGGACUACUCACGCGUGAGCGCAAAGCAGAGUUGCAUAUGGCUCGAGACAGAAAACACGUUACGCAAUCUUCUUCCUAUGUAUAGCCGAAUGUCUUUCACUUUAUAGCGGAGUGCAGUCAUUUACGAAACUUCCUGGUGGAACACCGGCGUCUCUCUGCAAGGUUCGUGUGGUGACCAGUACGAGAUAACUCAUUCAGUAAGAACCUCGCUUAUGAAAGGCCAAGGUCGAGGCUGAGUCGCAGUACAGCACACACUUUUUAACUUUUUGCAAAUAUUCGUGUAGGGCUUUCCGAAAGUGAUUGUUUAGAGGUGUUAAAUAAUUUGGAAAAACCCCAUUUCUGCCAUCAGGUGUACAAUUUUACGUUUAUUUUCUACCGUAUUCCAUUAUUACAAUCAUUCUCAAGAAGAAAAACAUUUUACAAGGAUGGAUCAACGAUACGCAUCCUUCAUAUGCGAGCCAUACAAAUGUGAGACGUACACAGUUGUAAUAAUAGUCUGUCUUAACAUCGUCCAUUUGAACAUAUUGUCCCUGGGCGCCAUUACGUUAGUGUACAUGUGCUGAUAACUCCACAUUUUCUUACUGUUUAUACUUACCACUACAUGUCCAUUGCUGUAAUUGUGCCCAGGCACAAACUGUUUAUAUGGACUGUUAUUACAGUUACGUAUGUUCCCCAUUUGUAUGGCUGGUAUUAGACGCUGAUUCACUGAUGUACAACGUUUAUCUUCUUCAAGAUGACUGUAACAAUCGAAACUGGUAGAAAGUAAAAGUAAAAUUGUACAGCUGACGGCAUAAAUACGCUUUUUACCAACUUGUGUGUGUAUUUUAUCAUAAGGCCAACUAAGGAAGGAAUAUUCAUUGGAGAGGAAUGAGAAGUAAUUGGCCUCGAAGUUGUUUAGCGAACAACUUUAGCAUAGAUUUUUGUUUAUGCGAAUUAAGCAUUGUUGAACUGCGAGUUAAGCAUUGUUGAACUGAAGUCCAAUGUAUAAAUAUCAAUGAGAACAGCAUUCAGUAUUUAAGAGCGUGAUAUCUGUCUUUCAGAUUGUAUAAUUCAUGCACCCUUUUGCUUUUCACAGAGACAUCGUGUACACAUCACAAAGAACUGAUAGCACCGUUUGGGCUAGUUAAUCCCUCAACUAUACCGAAAGAGAUUUAUUGCCUGUGGAAGUACUAAAAGCACUUGUUCAUGCUAAAGAAGCUACUGCUACGAUAGCUGAACAAACAGCUCUCUUCAUCAAGGUCUAUAUUCCAUUAUACAUUCAGAACCGAGCACCUAAACACUCGUACGGAUGACAUUAAAAUUAAAUUUCCAGCGUGAAUUACACUAUGUGUACCUGUUACACAAUAAGAAGGAACUAACAUGAAUGUGUAUUGUAACGCUCAAAAGUUGCUAGUGUGAAAAAGGGGAGAUUGCCUGCGACGGAAUGCAGUUUUCUCGUACAGUUCAAACUGUACACAUUACUGUGUGAUUUGUGUCGCUGUAAGAAGAACAGCCAUUUCCUUACUGAUUCUUCAGCGUAGUGUAAAAAAAAUGGCCGUGGGUGCUAGUAUCCCACUGCGUAUCUGUACCAAUGUGCAAAGACUUCAGAUGGGCCUAAAACAAAGGCUGAACACUCACUACUUUAAAUUAUGUUGUGUUCUAGUUCAUGAGCGUAGACAUGACAUGUAAUGUUGAACAUUUAUCGUUAGAGUAAAACUCUUUCAUGACUGAUUCCUGUCUACCUUAAUAACAUGAGCCAUGCUGCAUUUGCUUCCCUUCUAAUAAAGAUAUUAUAUCCUACAA